AUGGGAACCAAAUCGCUGAAGCGGAGACUCCGUGAGUCGCAGAACCCUCCCAUGGCCGCCGCGGCUACUCCGUGGCGCAAGCCUCGGUCCUACGCCACGCCUUCUGUGCUUCUCACAGCUUUCCUCACUGUCUCCGUUAUCUCUCUCUUGGUCCUUUCUUCGAACAAGUGGCGCGCAUUCCAAAGCGGGUCUUCAUAUGAAACAGUUACUGUCGUCAACGUGUUCCCUCAUGAUCCGCAGGCCUUCACCCAGGGGCUUGUUUAUCAUAAAAAUGACAUCUUAUUUGAGUCAACCGGUCUUUAUGGGAAGUCAUCUAUCCGUAAAGUCGCUCUUCAAACUGGGAAGGUUGAGGAUGUGCAGAAGAUGGAUGGUUCUUUGUUUGGGGAAGGUUUAACCCUCCUCAAUGACAGGCUGUUCCAAGUAACAUGGUUGCAGAAAGCUGGUUUCAUAUAUAACCUGAAAAAUCUAAGCAAAAUAGGGACAUUUAAUCAUGAUAUGAAAGAUGGCUGGGGUUUGGCAACUGAUGGAACAUUCUUGUUUGGAAGUGAUGGAAGUUCAACAUUGUAUCAAAUUGAUCCUCAAACGUUUAAAGCUGUAUCAAAACAAGUCGUUUACUAUAAGAGUCAUGAAGUACACAAUCUCAAUGAAUUGGAAUACAUAAAUGGUGAAAUUUGGGCAAAUGUUUUUAUGACUGACUGCAUUGUAAGAAUCUCCCCCGAUGAUGGCAGGGUUCUUGGAUGGAUUCUUCUCCAAAAUUUAAGGAAGGAACUUAUGGAAGCUGGGAAUAAUGAUAUUGAUGUUUUGAAUGGGAUAGCCUGGGAUGGUGAACAAAAGCGUAUUUUUGUGACUGGAAAGCUGUGGCCAAAGCUGUAUGAAAUCAAGGUUUCUCCUCUAAAGAAACCAAUUGAAGAAGGGUUCAUUGAGAAAGUUUGCCUGCGUAGGCCUUUCAAAUUUCCAUGA
Molecule: messenger RNA, 960 nt
Organism: Sphenostylis stenocarpa
Lineage: Eukaryota; Viridiplantae; Streptophyta; Magnoliopsida; Fabales; Fabaceae
Source: the annotation of a GenBank genome assembly